GAUCGGAGAAGCAACAGGUUGUCCGCAGCGGGUAUUAUUAUCGAGAGCUUCAAGCUAGCUUCCACAUCAGCAACAACAUAUGCUCAUAUAAAAGAGAGGCUCUGUUAGCUUCUCUGUCGAUUGAUGCUUCUCUUUUGAAGAUGCAUCUUUCUUCUUGUCUGUCAUUGAUUUCACGGUUAUGCAUAUACGUCCUUGGGCUCAGCGCAAGUGAAGUGCUAGCAACAGGCGAUGCUUCCGUAUUGAUUAAUGAGGUUUCGAAAGCCAACAACCAGUCCUUGCUAUGGGGUCCAUACAAGUCGAAUCUGUACUUCGGGGUCCAUCCCCGGAUUCCCAAGAGCCUCGUGUCUGGGUUGAUGUGGGCAAAGGUUGACAAUUACGCGACCGCGCAGGACAACUUUAGGCAUACAUGUGAGCAACAUUCAGGGAUGGCAGGUUAUGGAUGGGACGAAUACGAUAUCCGGAAAGGUGGCAGACAGACGAUACAUGAUGCGGGGAAUACUAUAGACAUAACAAUCGAUUUUAUCAAAGUCCCCGGUGGGACACACGGAGGCAGUUGGGCAGCUCGAGUCAAGGGAGUGCCGCGAGAGGACGCCCCUGAUGCGCAGCUCACAACGAUGGUAUUCUACACUGGUUUGGAGGGUCUAGGCUCCUUAGAGGUUGCCAACGAGCCUGACCCUCUUGGCUUCGAAGGCGACGUCAAAAUAAAUGGGAUGACUCCGGAUUUGGGAGACUUCACAAUUGAUAUAACGGCUGGACCGGACAGCAAUGAGCAUCCUUACCAUAGCCACCCAAGCUAUGAACAGAAGCCUCUCGACCGAACGAUGGUUGCAAGUCUGUUCAUGCCUCAAGAGUUCCUUUGGCAGACUAAGAUAAUUCUCUUUACCCAUAUGAAGACUGAAGUCGACGCAUACUUCAAGACCUAUGGCACAGACAACCCCCCGCCGCCUCCUCAGGUCUUCACCAUAGCCAAUGCGCCGAAGGAAGGCAAUAUUCAUCUGGUGCAGAAAGUGUUCCAGGGAGCCUUUGAGUUCGAUAUUCUUUUCUCUUCAGGCUCUGCCCCUGAGCCAGUGACAUCUGAAACUCUUACGAAGGCAAUCGACAGCACAUCACUUUCGUUCUCUGACAGAUUUGACAAGAUAUUUUCUCCUAAAGCUCCCUUUGACUCACCAGAGUACACUGAGUUCUCCAAAUCCAUGUUGUCGAAUUUGGUUGGAGGUAUUGGCUACUUCUAUGGUGGUGGCCUCGUCGAUCGCUCUGCUGCACCCGAGUACGAUGAAGAAAAUGAAGGAUUUUGGGAAGAAGCAGCUGAAGCAAGGGCACGCGCGCAGCUUAUAGACGAAGAGCCAAGGGAGCUUUUCACAUGCGUACCUUCUCGGCCGUUUUUCCCUCGUGGAUUCCUCUGGGAUGAAGGUUUCCAUCUCUUACCGGUGAUUGACUGGGAUACGGAUCUUGCGCUUGAAAUCGUUAGAAGCUGGUUUAAUCAGAUGGACGAAGACGGAUGGAUCGCUCGCGAGCAAAUCCUGGGCUUGGAGGCUCGUAGUAAAGUGCCUCCAGAAUUCCAAGUCCAGUAUCCUCACUAUGCCAACCCGCCAACUUUGUUCCUCAUCCUGGAAACUUUCGUCGAUAAAUUGAAGUCCAAUGAGUCUACCCCGCGUGGUGAGCUUGACCGUGAUGAUUUGGCCGAUAGUCUCCGUUCAGCUCAUUUGGAACAUCCCGAGCUGGCGGAUAGUUACCUCCGUUCUAUCUACCCGUUGCUCAAGAGGCAUUAUUUCUGGUUCAGAAAAACUCAAUGGGGAGACAUCAAAUCAUACGACCGCCAGGCGUACUCGAUGAAAGAAGGGUACCGUUGGCGUGGACGUACUCCGCAGCAUAUUCUAACUUCAGGCCUUGACGACUAUCCUAGACCUCAGCCACCACACCCCGGCGAGCUGCACGCGGACUUGAUAAGCUGGAUGGGCAUGAUGUCUCGGUCCAUCCGUCGUAUCGCAGAAGCAAUUGGUGAAACAGAAGAUGCGGAGGAAUUCCAGGAGUAUGAGACAGCUAUCACGCGAAAUAUUGAUGAUCUGCAUUGGGACGAAGAGGCGCAAACAUACUGUGAUGCUACCAUCGAUGACUAUGAGGAAAGUGUCCAUGUAUGCCACAAGGGAUACAUCUCUAUUUCCCCAUUCCUUACCGGAAUGAUCGGUCCCGACAGUCCUCGACUGAAGCCGAUCCUGGAUCUGAUCAGUGACCCGCGCGAGCUCUGGAGCGACUACGGUAUUCGAAGCUUGAGCAAGAAGGAUAAGUUUUAUGGCACCGAAGAGAACUAUUGGAGGAGUCCUGUGUGGAUCAAUAUGAACUACAUGGCGUUGAAGAGUCUCUAUGACGUUGCUACCGUCCCUGGGCCGCAUCAGGCACAGGCCAGACAUAUUUAUUCCGACCUUCGGAAGAACCUGGUCGAGAACGUCUAUAGGGAAUGGAAGGAGACGGGAUUUGCCUGGGAGCAGUACAAUCCCGAGACAGGAGCCGGCCAGCGAACCCAGCAUUUCACCGGCUGGACGAGUUUGGUGGUUAAGAUGAUGGUUAUGCCUGAUUUAUCCGCGAGCACCGGAACCGCGCAUGACGAACUGUAAAGUGUACCAUAUAAUCAUCGAGGUGUAGGAAAACAAUAGAUAUUACCAGCCAAUCUAUGUUAUAAACAGGAC
Messenger RNA from Paecilomyces variotii, 2684 nucleotides. RefSeq names its product mannosyl-oligosaccharide glucosidase. Gene Ontology annotation, cellular component: endoplasmic reticulum membrane. The record is from RefSeq and is a predicted model, not a curated record. Gene Ontology annotation, biological process: oligosaccharide metabolic process; protein N-linked glycosylation. The transcript is spliced from 7 exons. NCBI's taxonomy places the organism in Eukaryota, Fungi, Ascomycota, Eurotiomycetes, Eurotiales, Thermoascaceae. The coding region runs from base 141 to 2612 and encodes 823 amino acids. Gene Ontology annotation, molecular function: Glc3Man9GlcNAc2 oligosaccharide glucosidase activity.